AGACAUCACAGCUACAUUUGGAGUUGGGAGCAUUAGACCUAGUAUUUGGAUCAAACAAAAGUGAAGAAUACCAGUGAUGGAAGAAAACGAAAGACACAAAGGAGGAGAAGUAGAAAUAUGGAGUUGGGGUGCAGGCACCGAUGGGCAGCUAGGCACGACCAGGCUUGAAGAUGAACACCUACCUCAACUCCUAGAUCUCCCCCGUUUCUCCUCCGCCGGACCCAUCUCUCUCCUUGCCUGCGGCGGCGCUCAUGUUCUUGCCUUGACCACCGAUGGAAAGGUGGUGACAUGGGGAAGAGGCACAUCUGGUCAACUGGGUCAUGGGGACAUGGUUAGCAGCUUGCAACCCAAGCAUGUCAAGUUGUUGGAGAGCUUUGUUAUAACUCAUGUUUCUGCUGGAUGGAGCCACUCUGGCUUUGUUUCAGACACUGGGGGCUUGUUCACUUGCGGGGAUGGUUCAUUUGGCCAGCUUGGGCAUGGUGAUUGCAAGUCACAUUGCUCUCCAGUGAAAGUGUCAUACUUUGAUUCAAAGCAUGUUGAUCAGAUAGCAUGUGGUAUGCGCCAUUCGCUAGUCUUGUUGAAAGGCGCAGGUCUUUCAGGAGAUCAAAUAUAUGGGUUUGGGUCUGGAAAGCGUGGUCAACUGGGUGUUUCUAUGGAUAAUACCAGAUCAAUAAGUGUACCUCAGGCUACUGUUGGGCUUGAAGGUGUUGAAAUCAUUAGUAUUGAUGCCAAUGGGGAUCAUAGUGCAGCAUUAUCUGCUGAUGGGCAUUUGUACACCUGGGGAAGAGGAUUUGGCAGCACUUCAGAUGUUCACUGCCCUCGGUGUCUUCCAUCAUCUUUGUGCUUCACCCAAGUUGCUCUUGGAUGGAAUCACAUGUUAGUAUUAACAGGUGGAGGGGAAGUGUUUAUGCUUGGUGGCAACCGCCAUGGAGUCCUUGGUGAUCCUCAAAAAGGAAGCCAGGUGAAGCAUUUAUCUGAAGAAUCAAGAGAAGAAAAUCUGGAGAAAGUACAGGGUCUUGAUGGAUUAAAUGUUGUGCAGAUUGCGGCUGGAGCUGAGCACUCAGCCCUAGUAACAGAGCACAGGGUGAUAAAGACAUGGGGUUGGGGUGAACACGGUCAGCUUGGCUUAGGAAAUGCAUAUGAUCAAAUUAGCCCCCAGGCAGUACGUCUAGGCCACAGGCUUCCAGGCCAGCAUACCAUGAUCAAAGUUUACUGUGGAAGUGGGUUUACAUUUGCCAUAAAAGCAGUUAUCCCAUCUCAGACCUGAAGUCAUCCACAUUCAGAAUCUUGUGCAUUCAGCAGCCUGAGUAGCAGCAGCUAUGACAUCAAUUGGACCAUUCUCAGUCCAGCAUUGCUGUUCUCAAAGGCAGCAUAUAAGUCAUCCACCCUUCAGUCGGCUUGCAAGUUUGACAUGGCUGUUAUACUUGUUUCCCUUCGGUUGCCAGUUGCAUCACACAAUGUACAUACAUUGAUGGGAGAACUCUAAUACUUAUAAUCAAUUGUAUUCUACUGGCCAAGUGUUUCCAUGCUGU
Messenger RNA from Vitis riparia (riverbank grape), 1532 nucleotides. RefSeq names its product ultraviolet-B receptor UVR8. The transcript is spliced from 8 exons. The coding region runs from base 77 to 1267 and encodes 396 amino acids. The record is from RefSeq and is a predicted model, not a curated record. NCBI's taxonomy places the organism in Eukaryota, Viridiplantae, Streptophyta, Magnoliopsida, Vitales, Vitaceae.